AUGCCUAUCUCCAUGUAUUCAGGAUAUUCCACAAGCAACUACGCCCCUCCGAGCCCGCGAACCCAAAUGCUCGACGAGAUGGAGCGAGGGGCCAAGCGGCACUGGCGCGCCGACUGCAACAAGAUCCGCUACGCUCACGCCCAUCACUAUAUGAAAAGGUGCGCAGAGAUCGAUGACUCGGACGCCGCGGACAAAAGGUCUCUCAAGAAAGCUCAGCUCAAGCAGACCCGGCGCCAAUGCAAGCAGGAUCUUCUAGCCCACCGCGCUAAGACCUCCCAGCGGUACAACGAAGUGUUCGAGGCGGAGCCCAAGCACGCGGCGCUGAGCAAGCAUAGCUCGCGGAAACGUCAUUGGGAGAUGUACGGGAUGCUCAAGACACCCAAGCCGUAUCACCAUUGGCGAUUUAAACACAUCUACGAGAAUCAUCGGCCGAGUGGCUGGAAUGCUUCGCUGAGUGAUGAGAGUUUGCCUUGGGCCGAAGUGGAUCAGUUGGAAAGGCCCUUGACGGCGUUUAUGUACAGGCGCAUGAAGCCGCUGCCGAUUGUGUUGCAUCUAGGGGAUCGCGAGGAGGUCGUUGAUAAUGGGGCAAGUCAAGGGGGGGAUGAGACGGUAGAAGACUGA
Pseudomassariella vexata is the source of this 621-nucleotide messenger RNA. RefSeq lists its product as uncharacterized. Bases 1 to 621 code for a protein of 206 amino acids. NCBI's taxonomy places the organism in Eukaryota, Fungi, Ascomycota, Sordariomycetes, Amphisphaeriales, Pseudomassariaceae. The record is from RefSeq and is a predicted model, not a curated record. The transcript has a single exon.